ACCGAAUACUUAUCCUCGAGUACACUCGUGUAAUACUUAUACGGACGAGCGUAACGAGUCGUAAACGUAAGGAAGUACCGCUCAGAUUCUAUAUAUUUCAUUCUCAUUUUCGCACAGUGAAAACGCAACCCACGUAUAAUUCGCGAGUACGACCAGACCAUAUCACCUAGAUUUUUACGAAAACAUAUUCCUUCUUAUAUUCGAUCGAAUAUAUAGUGGAAUGUUUCGCACGAACGAUGAACACGUGCUUGACGUCAGAAAAGAAAGAUCACGUUGGCUGAUGAUCGAAUGCAAGCGUAGAUAAGGGCUGCUCUUUUCUCGUCUUUUUCUUACGAGGAAAAGAAAGAAAGGGAGAUAGGAUGGCAUCGAAAAAGAACAUAGGAUCAACAACAACGGAAUGGAACAUCGCUAGAACUGGAAUAUCCUUGUUGUUGAACAACAAAACGGAGGAAGCCGAAGCACUUUUCACCGGACAUCCUCAUAGUUUCCACGUUAAAGCCGGUCGUUGCUUCGUUCUUUUCAUGAACGCAUUGAUGAGCUUCGAGGAUGAUAAACUUCAACAAGCCAUGCUAUUGUUGAGAGACAUGGAAAGGGAAUGUGCCAACGACAUUGGCUGGCUGAAAUCAAUGAAGAACAGGGUAUUUAGGGCAGAAGAGAGCUCCAAGGAAUACGUCAACAAGCUGGAGAGGCAGAUAGUAUUAGCGGAUUCGCAAGUUUGCUCAGCGAUAUUAACUCUCCUCCAACAAGAGCUCACCGGUUACGUUCGUGGCGGUUGGAUGCUGCGUAAAGCUUGGCGCGUUUAUCAGCACGCGCACAUGCAAAUAUUGCAGCUUUAUAGGCGUACAUUCGGCAACGUGCCAUCAGAUUUCGAGGUGAACUGUAGCGUGCCAGGGAGCAAUGGUUCUUGUUAUUCUCUCCAAAGUCCACAUAGUCCAGGGUCCUCGGAAUGGUCGAUUCCGUCCUACAACGGUUCGUCCGGCAACUCAACGCCUAUCACCUCGCCAUCAGGUCUGCGAAGCUCCCUAUCAAUGUUCUUCUCGAUCACUGGCAUCACGUCCGAACAACAGACACCCUUCGUCGAACCGACCGAAGUGGCCCGAUUGAUGUCGGCCGUGAGCUUCGGCUAUGGGAUUUAUCAGCUUUGCGUGAGUCUCUUGCCACCUUCUUUGUUAAAACUCAUUCAUUUCCUGGGCUUCGAGGGCGAUCGACGUGCCGGACUCACGGCUCUCAUGUAUGCUCGGGUCAGCGAGGAUAUGCGUGCUCCAUUGGCGACAUUAUCGCUUCUUUGGUAUCACACGAUAGUACGACCAUUCUUCGCUCUCGAUGGUUCCAACGUGAAAGCCGGUGUGAACGCGGCGAAACAAUUGAUCGAGGAAUGUCGUACGGAAUUUCAAAAUUCCGCCCUUUUUCUCUUUUUCGCGGGCCGAGUGGAACGCCUCGAGUCGAACGUUAAUGCUGCCCUCGAAGCUUACGACAAAGCCGUGGAUGCGUCCGGUCAAAGAGAAGUGAGAUUGUUGUGUUUACACGAGGUUGCCUGGUGUCACCUGAUUCGUUUGAGUUACGAGGAAGCUUAUCGAUCUUUGACACAGUUACAGCAACAGUCGAGGUGGUCGAAAAGUUUCUACGCGUAUUUGGCGGCAGUCUGUUGCGGAUCGAACGGCAAGUUCGAAGAAUUGAUGACGAUGUAUCGAAAGAUCGUUCAGCUGGUCGCUGGUACGACGAAGGAAACGCAACUCGGUCUUUUCAUCUUACGAAGAGCUCCGAAAUUGGUUGAUCAGGAUACGGGUCGAGCUUACACGAUUUUGUAUUACAAAUUACUCGUCUACGAGCUAUUAUACCUUUGGAACGCCAUGCCGUCGUGUUCCAUUGAGGCACUCCGAUGGAUUUUAUUAGAUUGCAAGGGUAACCGCUCGGAAGAGCCUAUGGUGGGAUUGAUGAGCGUUCGAAACGCUUACUGUUGCGUCAACGGAGGAAAUUGUCAAGCCAAUGUCGCGAAUCCUUGUCUACGUCCUUCCUGGUAUCACAAAUUCAUUAAACCGCUUGCCUUUUGUAUCAUAACCUCGCUCUUAGAAACUUUUCGUCGUAAUAAUAAUCCUUCGUUUCGACGUAACCCAGCAAUGUCGGUGUCUCACAUCUGUGAUAAGUAUUCCGCCAAUUCGUCCUUCAAAGUCGUCAAGGCUGACUUGGGAAACUUACGAAGACAUCUGAAUACCCUUUCGAUGGAAGUGAAGAAUGUCCUAGAGACUCGCGACAAUUUGCAAAACAAACUGAAGGAAGUUGGGUUCGCGAUACCAAAAAUAUCGGAGGCCAUUCUUAAAUUGAGAGACGAAGUGACCGAGGGAAUCGGAAUACAUACGGAGAAUAUGAUAAAAGUUUUGUCGCCGGAGAGCGUGAGAAAGAUGGUGAGAAGCGAGUUGCAAAUCUACGACGCCGAUAAAACAGGAAUGACCGAUUAUGCGCUGGAAACUUCAGGUGGUAGUAUACUUUCGACGAGAAAUACCGAGGACUAUACCGCGGGGUCUCCGAGUUUGACUCUUUUUGGUAUUCCCAUUUGUAUUCAACAAAACACCCCACGAGCUGUUAUACAGACAGGUGUCCUUCCUGGAGAAUGCUGGGCUUUCAAGGGCUCCAGUGGCACGGUCGUUAUACAACUACUAGGACCAGUGUACAUAUCCGGUGUUAGCCUCGAGCACAUUUCCCCUUCUAUAUCACCAACCGGCGAGACUAUGGCUGCUCCCAAGGAGUUUUCUGUUUGGGGCUUGGAAUGCGUCGAAGAUACGGAUAGUUUCUUUUUUGGCGAAUUUAUCUACGACAAUACCGGUCCUUCCAUACAGUACUUUGAAGUCCAAAAUAAUGCGAAGAAAGCAUACGAGAUCGUAGAGGUGAAGAUACAUUCGAAUAAUGGUCAUCGCGAUUAUACUUGCAUUUAUAGGAUACGAGUUCACGGUACUCUUAGGCAAUGAAAAAAAAAAAAAUAU
Vespa mandarinia (Asian giant hornet) is the source of this 2978-nucleotide messenger RNA. RefSeq names its product tetratricopeptide repeat protein 39C. Gene Ontology annotation, biological process: cilium assembly. Gene Ontology annotation, molecular function: protein binding. Lineage: Eukaryota; Metazoa; Arthropoda; Insecta; Hymenoptera; Vespidae. The record is from RefSeq and is a predicted model, not a curated record.